CACAAAAUAUUGAUUAUAGUUCAAUAGGAAUCAGAUAAAAAUCAGAUUUCAUCAACUCCAAAAAUCUAUAUAAGUGUCUAAACUCUAAUCCAGACAAUAUAAUGCACCUCACAAUGAAACUAUUUUUCUUGCUGGUCGUUACCAUUGCUCUUGCUUCGGGUAAACCCUCCCCGGGUCCUAAAAUCGGCCGUCGUAGUUUCUUCCAACCUAGUGUUCGCGUCAUCCAUGGCGACGAUGCCACCGAAGGCCAGUACCCCUACCAAAUCUCAUACCAAUGGGGAAUCCUUGGUGUUUACGAACACGUCUGUGGAGGCUCCAUCAUCUCCCCCACAUUCAUUCUCACAGCUGGCCACUGUGUUACUCAAGUCCCUGAAAUAGGUGAACAUAAAAUUGUAGCUGGAAUAACCGAACUGAACGAAAAGAACAACGAAAGACAAGAAAUUCAAGUCGUGGAGAAAAUCGUCCAUCCAAAUUUUACAGGAGGUGUAGGUCCCAACGACGUUGCUCUUCUUAAAUUAGCGAAACCGUUGGAAUUCGGCGAUUUGGUAAAACCGGUGGUUUUACCUGAAGCCGAUUCGGUGCCUUCCGGAGAUUCAGUUUUGACGGGUUGGGGGUCUACUUCUACCACAGUUAUCCCAGUUUUGCCCAACCAUUUGCAAACUGUUACUAUCCCAAUCUUAGAGUAUACUGAUUGUAAAACGGCAAUUGAUGCUCUUUUGGACGGUGAAGCAAAUCCUCUUUCAGAAGUAUCAAACAUUUGCACUCACUCAAAAUCUAAUGGCGAGGGGGCCUGUUCAGGUGACAGUGGUGGCCCAUUGGCUCAGAAUGGUACUGUUAUAGGGAUUGUUUCGUGGGGUUUCACACCAUGUGGGUCGGAAAAAGCACCCUCCGUUUAUACCAGGGUUAGCAAUUUUAUCGAUUUCAUCAAGGAAAACGUAAACGACUUACCAAAGUAAAAUAAAAAUAUUGUAUUAUGUAAAAAACAAAUAAAAAUACCAUUCAAAAUAAA
Tribolium madens (black flour beetle) is the source of this 1009-nucleotide messenger RNA. It is a transcript of the gene Ctlp-6a, whose product is annotated as chymotrypsin-2-like. NCBI's taxonomy places the organism in Eukaryota, Metazoa, Arthropoda, Insecta, Coleoptera, Tenebrionidae. The transcript is spliced from 3 exons. The coding region runs from base 102 to 956 and encodes 284 amino acids. Gene Ontology annotation, molecular function: serine-type endopeptidase activity. Gene Ontology annotation, biological process: proteolysis. The record is from RefSeq and is a predicted model, not a curated record.